Molecule: messenger RNA, 2643 nt
Organism: Heterostelium album PN500
Lineage: Eukaryota; Evosea; Eumycetozoa; Acytosteliales; Acytosteliaceae
Product: ankyrin repeat domain-containing protein
Exons: 6
Coding region: 1-2643 (880 amino acids)
Molecular function (GO): nucleic acid binding; protein binding; zinc ion binding
Source: RefSeq, a predicted model, not a curated record
AUGGAUUGUUGCUCUGUCUCUGGCUCACUGGAGGUCAUCAAAUACAUUCAAGAGCAAAUGGAUCAACAGAAAACAAUGCCAACGCCACCGGUAGAACCCUCUAUCAAAUGGGGAUUGCCAAGUCGGAUUUGCUUCGAUGUCGCCGCUGGCAGUGGAAAUCUCGAGUUGGUGAAAUACCUACUGGAGAAACAGAACCAACUCUACUCGUAUCCCGAUGCGGUUUUGCGUGCCAUAUCGUUGGGUCACACAGAAAUUGUAAAGUAUUUGCGUGAGAAUACUGAAGUGGAGUGCAGUCCUGACAGCCACAUCGAAGCAGCCAUUGCAAGUGGCAACUACGAGACUUUCCUGUUUCUUGCGGAAACCGGCGACUAUAUGCUCUACAAAGAAACAAUGGACUGCGCCAUUCGCCACUCCAACGAAAAGGUAGUUGAAUAUCUCUAUUACAAUCACUUUGAGAGUGCAACGGUCAAUGAGUACACCUUUGAGAAUGCUUGUCUCGUUGGCUACAUGCCGGUAAUCCGAUUCCUCUAUGAAUCUUACACGCUGUCGCCGGAUCACCCAUACAUCGACGCGCUCUGCAAGAAACCAUCACUGGAGGUUCUGGAAUAUCUCGAUUCCAUAGAAUUCAAUCAAGGCACAACACGAGAUUCCUUUAUCAAUGUCAUUAGCCAUGGCAGAGUGGAAAUGGUGAGAUGGAUGCUUAAGAAUCACCGGGAGUUCAAUGAUGAAUCGAUGCUAAGAGAUACCGUUGACAAUCCGGUGAUAUUCGAAAUUCUGCUCGCCGACCUGGAGCAGCGUGACGACAUUACAUUGGAUCACACUCAUCUCAUGAAUCACUCGAUCAAAUGCGAUGCAUUCGGCACCACUAUGUUACUGUCGACUCGAUUCCAACUACCGAUUCGGCCACUCAUUGAAACACUCUUGGAGAGUAGUGAAAUCUCAUUGAGAGAAGAUAUGAAUUAUGAUGACGAUGAAGAAGGUGAAAUAUCAAUAAAUGAUAUAGAAAAGGAAAAAGAACUUGAAAGAGAAAGAAUAAGAGAUGAAGAAUAUAAUAAUAAUGAUAUGUUAGAUGAAGACAAUAAUAAUAGCAAUAGUAGUAUUGUUUAUUCAAAUAAUAGUUUAGACUAUAUAGAUGGUUCUAUAUUCGAUAAAGAGAUACAUGUUGACGAUCAUAAGAAAAUCAGAUUACUAAACAAUGAGAUAUUAGAGUUGAAAAUACGAUUACAACAACUCGAGCAAUCGUUAAAACGUAAUAAACUAUCGGACUAUCAACAAUUACCUUUGUUUGCUUUGAAUGCAUCAUUAUUAGAUGAUAAAAAGAGAGAUGAACUAGAGAAAUAUAUAUUUCAAUAUUAUAAGAUGUAUGGUGCUGUCACCAACAACCAUAAAUAUCAUAAUAGAAACAUGGUUUAUCAUUACAGUCAGAAUUUCUUUGUACAACGUGAUGGCAUUCCAGAGUUGGCGACAAUGAAAACAUCGAUACCAUACAACUUUGAGAAGAUACCAUCUUAUACCUGUGAUAAACAAAAUCUACAAGAGAAUUUAGAAAAUGAAAAGUAUGCAAAGAUCUUACCAUACUAUCAUAUCAUAUUAGAUUAUCAUAUCAAAAAGAGUGAUAAAAAGAAAUUUGAAGGUACAUGCUUUAAUUGUUCACAAGGAGGUCAUUCCUUAGCAGACUGUCCAUUUUAUAAAGAUUUUAGAAGAAUUAAUCGUAAUCGUAGAGAAUUUUUUGAUAGUAAACCUGUUAUGAAUCGUUAUUAUGUAUCAGAGAAAGGUGAUACAGAACAACAACUUAAUAAUAGCAGUAACAAUAGUGUAAAUAGUAAAAAUGAUAAUAAACAAGAUAAAAAUGAAGACUAUGAUCCAAGUUCAACAGCAACAACAACAACAGCAACAAUAACAAAACAAACAAAUGUCGCAACAGAUACAGUUGAAGAUGAAGAAGGUGUAAUAGAUAUGGAUGAUAGUGAUAAUAAUAAUAAUGAUAACAAUGAUAAUAAUGAGAGUAAUAGUAGUAGUAGUGGAAGUAAAGAAAAGAGUGUAUCUACAUUUGAUAUAAUUAAAAAGAAUACAUCUUCAAAGAGCAAUGUUUCAGAUGGUACAACUCAAGACAAACGAAUAGAGGAGAACAACGAUUUCAUAAAGUUACCGGAUGCCGAUGAUGAUGAACCGUAUGAUAUUAACAACUAUGAUUCAAUGUAUAAUGGAGGUGGUGGUGGUGGUGGUCAACAAGAGAAUAUCCUAUUGAAUCAACAACAUCAACAGAAAGUAGCACAAUCCAUACAGACAUUCAUUAAUGCACAUCAACAGAGAAACAAUCAAUAUCAACAACAUCAGCAGCAACAUCAACAACAGCAAUAUUAUCAGCAAUAUGCUAAUUAUUAUGCUCAGAUACAACAGCAACAACAACAGCAACAGUAUUAUCAAAAAUCACCAUAUUAUUAUCCGCCACCAAUGUAUCAUCAACAGCCGCAACAGCAACAACUCCCUCAAUAUCAUAAUAUAUAUCCGUAUGCAAGUGGAAUGGACCAAUACAAUGGUGCCUAUCAUCAAAAUAAUAAUCAAUAUCAACAACAAACAUCUUCAUCAUCGACGUCAGAUGCAGUAGAUAUGGAAGUUGCAGAAGAUGGUCAACUUCAUUAA